CAAACUUCAUUUUUUCAUUACUUUAACUACAAGAGUAUAAUUCAAUACGUAUAUAUAUAUAUAUUUCAUAUUUGUGUGUGUACGUAUAUAUAUAGAUAUAUAAUUAGACAAACUUAUUAGUGUCAUAUAUAUUGAGUUUCUUUUGUGUCUUAUGGACAAAGUACAACAAUACGAACGUGUAUUUAGACAUUUGGACUCGAACGGUGAUGGGAAGAUAUCGGCACCAGAGCUCCAAAUAUGCGUCGAGAAGAUAGGCGGCGAGUUGUCGUUGGAGGAGGCGGAAAUCGUGGCAGAGUUAAUAGACUCGGAUGGCGACGGAAUGUUGAGCUUAGAGGACUUGGUUAAAGUUGUGGAAAGUGCAAAUGAUGAAGAGAAAAUGAAUGACUUGAAAAUGGCUUUUAAAAUGUAUGAAGAUGAUCAAACGGAUGGUUAUUGUGGUUGUAUAACACCUAAAAGUUUGAAGAGAAUGCUUAGUAAGUUAGGAGAUUCGAGAACGGUUGAUGAGUGUGAGCUGAUGAUUGCGACGUUUGAUCUCGAUGGCAAUGGUGUACUUGAUUUUUAUGAGUUUCAGUAUAUGAUGUCUUGAUGAUCCAUAUGGUAGCUAAGGUUGGGUGAUAUGAUAUGAUGGAAAUUGCGAGAUAUAUAUGCGUGUAUUUUUGUUUUUCAUUGUUGAUAUGAUGAUAUCUAUAUUGAUUCAUAAAAAAAACGGUAGAUUGAUAGGAACCGUCUGAUCCCAUGUACCGAAUUGGUACCCACAUAACCCCCAGCAGGGAUAGUGUCAAGGUAAUUCAACCACUUAAAUUCAAUUCUGUCUCUGGCAAGAUUCGAACCUAGGUUGCUCCUAGAAAGUGGCAGCUGGUGGCCAACUCUUCUACGAAGGGUUGGUUAUCUAUAUUGAUUCAUAUGUUGAGCAUUUUUUCAAUCACUUGCAUUGUUCAUUUUGAGCUGUAUAUAUAGUAUAUCUAAUAUAGUUGCCUGAGUUGUAUAUAUGUAAUUGCAAGUUAUUUGCAUUUUUCACCUGUAAUUUUUGUAGAUACAGAUAUUUUUUUUUUUGUAGAGUGGCAGAUGCACUAAAUUCUUAUUAUGGCUUCUUGUAAUGCUUAUCUGACGUUUA
This is a messenger RNA of Erigeron canadensis, 1114 nucleotides long. Its product is annotated as calcium-binding protein CML38-like. The transcript has a single exon. Lineage: Eukaryota; Viridiplantae; Streptophyta; Magnoliopsida; Asterales; Asteraceae. Bases 152 to 586 code for a protein of 144 amino acids. Gene Ontology annotation, molecular function: enzyme regulator activity; calcium ion binding. The record is from RefSeq and is a predicted model, not a curated record.